GGGGCGGCGGUGCAGAAGGGCGGGAAGCGCGGGCGGCGGCGCGGGCUGUGCGCGCGCGCCAUGAAGGAGACGCGCGGUACUUCCAGGCAGCAGAACCAGCCUCAAGGGCACUAUGGACUUACCUCUCCAAUUAGCUUGGCUCCUCCCAGUGACAAAGACCACAUCCAUACUCAGAAGCUGAUUGAAGCAAUGAAGCCAUUUGGGGUGUUUGAGGAUCAGGAAGAACUCUAUCACAGGACAACUGUUCUUGGAAAACUGAAUAACUUUGUCAGAGAAUGGAUUUCAGAGCUUGCUGAAAGCAAGAAUCUUCCCCCUUCAAUAACAGAACAAGUUGGUGGCAAAAUAUUUACAUUUGGCUCCUACAGACUUGGAGUACACACCAAAGGUUCAGACAUCGAUGCCCUUUGUGUUGCUCCCAGUCACGUGGAAAGAUCAGAUUUUUUUCAGUCAUUCUUUGAAAAGCUGAAGAAUCAAGAGGAAGUAAAAAACCUGAGAGCCAUUGAGGAUGCAUAUGUACCUGUUAUCAAAUUUGAGUUUGAUGGCAUUGAGAUUGACCUCGUGUUUGCAAAGCUCUCUCUGCCCACAGUCUCUGAUGAUCUGGAUCUCAGGGAUGACUCGUGCCUCAAGAGCCUGGAUAUAAGGUGCAUCCGGAGCCUGAAUGGCAGCAGGGUCACAGAUGAAAUUCUGCGCCUGGUGCCCAACCUGGAGAACUUCCGCCUCACGCUCCGUGCAGUUAAACUGUGGGCAAAACGACGUGGUGUUUACUCCAACAUCAUGGGAUUUCUUGGUGGAGUCUCCUGGGCCAUGCUGGUAGCAAGAAUAUGUCAACUCUACCCAAAUGCUUUGGCCUCUACUCUCGUUAACAAGUUCUUCUUGAUUUUUUCAAAAUGGGAUUGGCCAAAGCCAGUAUUGCUGAAACGACUGGAAGAGAGCUUUCUUAAUUUACCAGUCUGGGACCCCAGGGUAAACCCAUCAGACCGGUACCACGUGAUGCCCAUCAUCACCCCAGCCUACCCACAGCAGAACUCCACCUACAACGUGUCCGUGUCCACACGGGCAGUCAUGGUGGAGGAGUUCCAGCGUGGUCUUGAAGUUACAGAUGAGAUUCUCAAAGGAAAAUCAGACUGGUCAAAGCUCUUUGAACCACUGAACUUCUUUCAGAAGUACAAACAUUACAUUGUGCUGACUGCCAGUGCCUUUACAGAAGAGCAUCACCUGAACUGGAUUGGCCUCGUGGAGUCUAAAAUCCGUGUGCUGGUUGGAAACUUGGAAAGGAAUGAAUUUAUAACUAUUGCACACGUGCAGCCACAGUCUUUCCCUGGCAAUGAAGUCCUCUAUAAACAGAGUGGAUUUGUAUCAAUGUGGUUUCUUGGGCUUGUGUUUAAGAAAGCAGAAAGUGCAGUAAAGACUAACGUUGAUCUAACACAUGGGAUACAGUCAUUCACAGACACAGUUUACAGGCAGGCCAGUGCCCUCAACAUCCUAAAGGAAGGUAUGAAGAUUGAGGCAACUUAUGUGAAGAGAAAGCAACUCCAUUAUUUUUUGCCAGCAGGAACCUUACAGAAAAGAAAGAAGCAAAGGGUGUCAGAUAUUAGUCAAAAUAAUAGUGGACUUCAGUGCAAAAGGUCUUCUUUAGGUGAAAGCUGUUCGGAUGGUUCCAAAGACAGAGGUUCCAGAACACCCUCUAAUUCCUCUUCGUUAAAUAAGAUAUCUAAGUUGGACAUCUCUACAGCAGAGACAGAAAGAAAUGUUGCAUGUCAGAGUUGUAGUGGUGCCAACAGUGUAGCUGAGCCAUCCACGUCUAAGGGACUUUGCAUUCCUGUGACUGACCCAAAAAUGGAGGCUACAGUUGCACUAAGAACACCGGGACCUCCCACUGGUUGCACCAUUCCAGGAUAUGACACGGUUUGUCAACUCAGAACGUGUUUUGUGCAAGAGCAGCAUAAAUUAAGUGGGACUCUAAUCACGGAUCCUAGGAGUGCUUCACCUAAGCAGCAUUAUUCACCAAGCUCUAAAGUAUCUCGUCCACCAACAGCAGGAGAGUGCCCCCAAAAAGCCAUAGAUGGAGACAAGCUAAACGUGUGGGAGUCGGAUUUCACAGAAAGUGGAUACCCUCAAGAUGGGAGGAAGAGAGCUACAAAAAAUGGUGUCCUUGAUGGAAAAUCCAUGCAGAUUCCAGUGAUCACAUCAAGAUCACAGAGGCUUUCCAGUAAAGAACUGCCAGAUUCUUCAUCUCCCGUUCCAACAAAUAGCAUUCGUAUCAUUAAAAGAUCCAUCAAACUUACCCUUAAUGGGUAAGUGGUUGAUCUUCAGGUGAAGAGGAUAAUCACUUGUUACCAGUCCUUAUUCUGAAUGUGUGUUGUAGUUACUAACAAAGGUACAAGGGUACUGUGGCCCUGCUGUAACUGACCAGCUGAAAUCAUGGUCUGAUUUUUAUACUGCUGUUGGAUGCUUGCUUCCUUCUGAACUACUCUUUGCAUGUGCUUGUAACAGUUACCUUUAGGAGUUUUUAAAAAGUCUAAAUUGUCACCAGCUGAAACAGCUACAAAAGCCAACCUGUCCUGUGCCUUGGAUUCAGAAUGCAUAAAUACCACCAGGGUUAAUUAGUUGCUGCAACCACAUUCUGGUUUCGAGUGUGUCCGAGCGUGCUUGUGUUCCUUUGUGCUUGCCUAAUUUGUGUGCGUGCAUUGUUCUUCUCUCCAAUUAUUUUCCAUUUGGCACACCACGCACUCCUGUGCUCCUCUCACAAUGGUGCUCAGCUUCCUUGCAGCUUGCCCCUGCCUUGCACAGCCAUGCACUGCACAGGUGCUGCCUCCCAUGGAGGCCCCUAAAUGAGUUCAGUAUUGAAGGAGAUGCAGCAGAGGAUGCUACCAAGGUAUGGAGAUUAGACAGGCGUGUCCCAUGCUCUGUUAUCUGAUCCUUUUCUUUGUCUCAAGACUGCUCCAGCAUGAGACUUGAGAGGUUUUUUUGUGUCACUGGGUAGUAAAGCCCAACUCUGAGCACACAGCAAAGAUGCACUGAAACAUGCAACAGCUGAGGCUGUCCUGACACUGCUGCCCACCUGCAAGCUGCAUGCAGAAAGUGGUUUCAGAUAAACCCUGAAAGCUGUCCUAAAUGCUUACAUGAAUACCUGUCCUAGUCUCGAGUCUGGUUCUGUAAACUGAUAACACUGCUUACCCAGCUAAGUGCAUUAGGGGUUUUGGGGGGUGGGGAGAAAUUCUAAUUAUAUGAAACAAGUAUUGUGCUAUUUCUCUAUUGUAAUUUCUUUACCAUUUGAUGGUUUCAUAAGUGAACUUGUAAGUUGUUUUUCCAGAGUAUUUUUGUAUGUACUGUAAAAAACUAUCUUCAAAGUGAAAUUU
Messenger RNA from Zonotrichia leucophrys gambelii, 3359 nucleotides. It is a transcript of the gene PAPOLG, whose product is annotated as poly(A) polymerase gamma. Gene Ontology annotation, molecular function: poly(A) RNA polymerase activity; RNA binding. NCBI's taxonomy places the organism in Eukaryota, Metazoa, Chordata, Aves, Passeriformes, Passerellidae. Gene Ontology annotation, cellular component: nucleus. Bases 61 to 2298 code for a protein of 745 amino acids. The record is from RefSeq and is a predicted model, not a curated record. The transcript is spliced from 22 exons.